Carcharodon carcharias (great white shark) is the source of this 1221-nucleotide messenger RNA. It is a transcript of the gene rgra, whose product is annotated as retinal G protein coupled receptor a. Gene Ontology annotation, molecular function: G protein-coupled receptor activity. The record is from RefSeq and is a predicted model, not a curated record. NCBI's taxonomy places the organism in Eukaryota, Metazoa, Chordata, Chondrichthyes, Lamniformes, Lamnidae. Gene Ontology annotation, cellular component: membrane. The transcript has 7 exons. Gene Ontology annotation, biological process: phototransduction; visual perception; G protein-coupled receptor signaling pathway. The coding region runs from base 107 to 991 and encodes 294 amino acids.
CGACUGGCACCUAUCCGUGCUUGAAUAAUCCUUUAAGAAGCGACUGUAUUCUUCGUAAGCAGUGUUAAAGAGAACAAUCAGCUUCUUGCCGCAGCAGAGUGUAAAGAUGACAACUACCAAACCAUUAAUUGAGGGAUUCAGUGACCUGGAAGUGUUUGCAUUGGGGGCCGUUCUAUUACUGGAAGCUCUCCUUGGACUACUCCUGAAUGCGAUAACAAUUUUGUCCUUUUACAAGAUAAAAGAAGUCCGGACACCAAGUAAUCUUCUAAUAGCCAGCUUGGCUGUAUCCGACUCUGGAAUUUGCUUGAAUGCAUUCGUAGCUGCUUUCUCAACCUUUCUAAGGCACUGGCCUUAUGGAUCUGAAGGUUGCCAGAUUCAUGGUUUCCACGGAUUUCUAGCAUCCCUGGCCAGCAUUAAUGCAUGUGCAGCCAUUGCCUGGGACAGAUACCACCUGAGCUGCAGCAGGUCAAGACUACAAUGGAGGAGUACAGUAACUGUUCUAUCGAUUGUCUGGGGAUUUGCUGGAUUCUGGGCUACUAUGCCAUUGUUGGGGUGGGGUAAAUAUAACUACGAACCAUUGAGAACUUGCUGCACUUUGGACUACUCUGGUGACAGAAAUUUUGUCUUAUUCUCCAUUCCAAUGGCAUUAUUCGAAUUUGUCCUCCCACUUCUCAUCUUGGUAACUUCUUACCAAUCGUGUGCAAAUAAAUUCAAGAAAACUGGUCAAGUCAAGUUUAAUACUGGAUUGCCUUGUAAAACCCUACUAAUUUGCUGGGGACCUUAUAGCCUGUUGUGCCUGUAUGCUGUUGUUGAAAAUGCUACUGCCUUAUCUCCACAACUGAGAAUGCUUCCUGCAAUCCUUGCAAAGACAUCCCCUGUAGCCAAUGCCUUCGUCUAUGCUCUAGGGAACCCAAACUACAGAGGAGGGAUCUGGUCCUUCCUGACAGGACAGAAAAUGGAACCCAUUGAAAUGGAUGGAAAAUUUAAAUAAAUAAAAUACAACUGUUUAUAGAACAAUUGUUGGAACAUGAACUGAAGGCAAAGAGAAGCUGUCGAUCCAAUUUGUAUAUCAAAUUAUUUCCACUCUAGAAACAUUGUGCCAUGUACAAACAAGAGGUUAGAAUGAAUGUACUGGUAGUUUAUAGUAACACUUGAAUAUGCACGUACUGCUUUUGACUCCCAGCCUUAAGUUACUAAAACAUUUACAAUGACUGUUCUGUA